AUUGAUCAGAAAGUCGACAGAGGAAAGAAACUUCACAUCUGUGAUCAAUGUGGGAAAACGUUCACUGUAGACAGUAGUCUAAAAAUCCACCAACGCAUUCACACUGGAGAGAAACCAUACAGUUGUGACCACUGUGGGAAAGCUUUCAGUCUUCUUGGUAGUCUUCAAAUUCACAAACGCAUUCAUACUGGAGAGAAGCCGUACAGCUGUGACCACUGUGGGAAAGCGUUCACUUUUCUUGGUAGUCUUCAAAUUCACAAACGCAUUCAUACUGGAGAGAAGCCGUACAGCUGUGACUGGUGUGGAAAAGCUUUUACAACGAGCAGUACUCUACAAGUCCACCAACGCACUCACACUGGAGAGAAACCUUACAGCUGUGAUCAGUGUGGGAAAUCUUUUUCAUUACUGUGUAGUCUUAAAAAGCACAAGCGUGUUCACACAGGAGAAAAACCAUUUAAGUGUGACCAAUGUGAGAAAGCUUUCAGUGAUGAAAGAGCUCUAAAAUUACACAAACGCCUUCACACAGGAGAGAGACCAUACAGCUGUGACCAGUGUGGGAAAUCCUUUACAUUGCCGUGUAGCCUAAAGAGACACUCUCGCAUUCACACAGCAGAGAAUCCAUUUAAAUGUGAUCAAUGUGGGAAAGGUUUCCCUCAAGACAGCAAUCUAAAAAGCCACCAACGCACUCACACUGGAGAGAAACCGUUCAGGUGUGAUCAGUGUGGGAGAUCUUUCACCGCAAGCAGCGAUCUGAAAAAACAUCAACGCAUUCAUACAGGAGAGAAACCUUAUAGCUGUGACUACUGUGGGAAAGGUUUCACUACAGACAGCAGCCUAAAAAUCCAUGAGCGCACUCACACAGGAGAAAAACCAUACAGUUGCAAUCAAUGUGACAAAACCUUCACCUCAGACAGUAAUCUGAAAAAACAUCAUCGCAUUCAUACAGGAGAGAAGCCGUACAGCUGUGACCAGUGUGGGAAAAGUUUCAUGCAAGCAGGUAACCUACAAAUCCACAAACGUAUCCACACUGGAGAGAAACCGUAUUGGUGUGACCAGUGUGGGAAGGCUUUCAUUACAGACAGUAAUCUAAAAAUACACCAACGCAUCCACACAGGAGAGAAACCUUACUGCUGUGAACACUGUGGAAAAGCUUUUGCUCACAGGAAUUACCUAAGAGUCCACCACCGCUUUCAUACUGGAGAGAAACCGUUUAAGUGUGACCAGUGUGAGAAAGAGUUCACUAUAAUGAGUCAUCUAAAGUGCCACAAACGGAUUCACACUGGAGAGAAACCAUACAUCUGUUCUCAAUGCGGGACAGCUUUCAGAAGAGACAGUGACCUAAAAAGGCACCAACGUAUUCACACUGGAAUGAAACCGUACAGCUGUGAGCAUUGUGGGAAAGCUUUCACUAGAGGCAGUCAUCUGACAUGCCAUCAACGCAUUCACACGGGAGAGAAACCGUACUGGUGUGAGCAGUGUAACAAAGCAUUCUCUACAAGCUACAGUCUAACAUUGCACAAACGAACUCACACUGGAGAGAAACCGUACUGGUGUAAGCAGUGUGGGAAAAGCUUUUCUAGCAGCAGUGUUUUAAAAACCCACAAACACUGACUCAGCUUCAUGUUGAACAUGUUUCAGAGGCUGGUUAGUGGUGACCUUUCAUUCUCAAUGCCUUAA
Scomber japonicus (chub mackerel) is the source of this 1677-nucleotide messenger RNA. RefSeq names its product zinc finger protein 271-like. Gene Ontology annotation, molecular function: DNA-binding transcription factor activity, RNA polymerase II-specific; RNA polymerase II cis-regulatory region sequence-specific DNA binding. Gene Ontology annotation, biological process: regulation of transcription by RNA polymerase II. Lineage: Eukaryota; Metazoa; Chordata; Actinopteri; Scombriformes; Scombridae. The annotation marks the transcript as partial. The transcript is spliced from 2 exons. The record is from RefSeq and is a predicted model, not a curated record.